Molecule: messenger RNA, 876 nt
Organism: Talaromyces rugulosus
Lineage: Eukaryota; Fungi; Ascomycota; Eurotiomycetes; Eurotiales; Trichocomaceae
Exons: 8
Coding region: 1-876 (291 amino acids)
Biological process (GO): protein folding; protein peptidyl-prolyl isomerization
Cellular component (GO): endoplasmic reticulum; fungal-type vacuole
Molecular function (GO): peptidyl-prolyl cis-trans isomerase activity
Source: RefSeq, a predicted model, not a curated record
AUGAACUUCAGAAGCCUCCUUUUCUCCCUCUUCCUUGUCGUGUGCCUUGGCUUUGGGCUUCUUGCUCAGGCCGAGGAAGCACGUGGACCCAAGAUUACCAACAAGGUCUACUUCGAUAUCGAACAGGAUGGCGCCCCUCUAGGUCGGGUUGUGCUCGGUCUGUACGGCAAGACCGUUCCCAAGACCGCCGAGAACUUCCGCGCUCUCGCAACUGGUGAACACGGCUAUGGUUAUGAAGGCUCCACCUUCCACCGUGUUAUCAAGAACUUUAUGAUCCAGGGUGGUGACUUUACGAACCACGAUGGCACUGGCGGCAAGUCCAUCUAUGGACAGAAAUUCGCGGACGAGAACUUCAAGCUUCGUCACACCAAGAAAGGACUUCUCAGCAUGGCCAACGCCGGAAAGGAUACCAAUGGCUCUCAGUUCUUCAUUACUACUGUCGUCACCAGCUGGCUUGAUGGCCGCCACGUCGUCUUUGGCGAGGUCCUCGAAGGAUACGAUGUGAUCGAGAAGAUCGAAAACACCAAGACCAAGCCCGGCGACAAGCCUGCCCAGGCGAUCACGAUUGCCAAGAGUGGUGAACUAGAGAAACCUGCCGAAGACCUUUACGGUACCGCGGGACCGGCCAUCGAGGGCGACUGGUUGGACGUCACCACCUCGCCACCAGAAUCGUCAGAAUCCUCGGAGAAGACCGCAACUGAGACUGAGAAUGUGAAUGAGGAUGAGGUUGAGGUUGAAUCACCCAAAACACCCUCGCAGCUACUUUCUGGAAUUGUCAAGGGGAGCGGCACAGUCCAGGUUUUGGCUUGGAUUGCGUUUGUCGGUUUUGCUGUUGUUUGUGUGCUUUAUCUUCGGAGCCGGCGGUCGGUCGUCUGA